CUGAACGUAUCUCUCUCUCCCUCCAAAAUCCUUAUUAGUCCCACCCACCCCCUUCUUUUUAAGACUGGCCUUUUAAUCCCCCCUUUCUUUAUACAUAUAUAAAAGAAGGGCAAACCAUACUACUCCGAGGAAAGGGAUUCAAAAGGGGGACUCACUGGUAUGUGACUGAGGAAACUUCAUUCCCAGAUCUUUCGUCACUUCUUUCCCCGACGGCAAAAAUACUAAUAAAAGGAGUUUUUUUUUUUUUUUUUAAAUACGCGACAACUUUGCCGCAGUGUACUGGAUGGAGUGACGGGGAAGAGAGAGUGAGAGGAAGUUUUUUUUUUCAAGUGUUUUCUUAAUUUUUUUUUUGAGUAGAUGGUAGUACUCAUACUUUUGUGGCCUGGAAGAAGAAGGAGGUGAGGUGUCAAGUAUGGAGGAGCACUUACCGUAAGUCUAUAGAGGUGGAUUAUUAAUUUGAUCCGAGAGCGGAAAUCGUGUUGAGGAAGAGAAAGAGAGAGAAAGAGAGCAUAAUAAGAAAGGGAGGCGAGGAGUGAGAGUGUGUUAGGAGAGAGAGAGAGAGAGAGUGAGAGGGGGAUAAAUAAAAACAACUGAGCAACCGAAGAUUAAGAAUAUCCUGGAAAAUGUUCCGUGGCCGAUUUCGCCCCGAAGGAAAAGUUCGUAAUUGGUAAUUGCCGGUGGUAGAUAGGUGUUUAGUUCCACGGUAAAAAUAAGAGAGAGGCAAAUUAAUAACAGAGAGAUAGAUUGAAAGAGAAAUUAAGAGAGAUUAAUUAAACCUUGGCGAAAGUGAACUAUACUAAGUCUUCCCAAGUUUUUCCCGCCGUGGUGUGAGUGAUUUUGUGAGCGGCAUCUCUUCUCUCGUCACGUCCCAACCCCUUCCUCGAUCUUAUUGUUCGUCUACGACUCUCAUCAUCAUCAACAUCAACAACAACAGCAACAAGAGCUACAGCUUAGAAUACAACACAACUACAAGCGUAGCGUCCGCAAGACAAGAGCAACAUGGGAAAGAAGAACUCUAAGCUAAAACAGGAGACUAUCCAAAAGUUGUGCGAGGAGACUUACUUUACAGACAAAGAGAUCAAACAAUGGCACAAAGGCUUCCUCAAAGAUUGCCCCAACGGACUAUUAACAGAACAGGGAUUCAUCAAGAUCUACAAACAGUUCUUCCCCCAGGGGGACCCCACGAAGUUCGCCUCCCUCGUCUUUCGUGUCUUUGAUGAAAACAACGACGGCUCAAUUGAAUUCGAGGAGUUCAUCCGGGCGCUGUCUAUAACAUCAAGAGGAAACGUAGACGAGAAAUUGCUGUGGGCAUUCCGACUCUACGACGUUGACAACGACGGAUUCAUCACGAGGGACGAGAUGUACAGCAUAGUAGAUGCCAUAUACCAGAUGGUGGGCCAGGCACCAGAAGCCGAGGAUGAGAAUACACCACAAAAGAGGGUGGAUAAAAUCUUCUCACAGAUGGACAAGAACAACGAUGAAAAGCUCACCUUGGAUGAAUUCAAGGAAGGUUCCAAGGCCGAUCCUCGAAUCGUUCAAGCCCUUUCCCUCGGCGACAACUAAAAGAGAAAAAAGCCAAGGCCAGGCGCCGGAAGCAGAUGAUGAUAACGCCCCACAGAAGAGAGUUGACCAGAUCUUCUCCCAGAUGGACAAGAACCACGACGAGAAGUUGACGCUGGAGGAGUUCAAAGAGGGCUCCAAGGCCGACCCGCGGAUCGUCGAAGCGCUUUCUUUAGGAGAUAACUGAUCACCUCUGCUUCUUCUUCUUCUUCUUCUUCUUCUUCUUAUUCUUGGCUUUGUUGUUUGUUUGUACGUCUGGUUUUCCCUUUCAUCCACUCUUAUCUUUUUGCAUUCUCAAGUCAUCGUCUUACUUACUCUCCUCGACCGCCAUCAUCAACGGUGUACAAGAAGAAAUUUGGCAGGUGAAAAUGGCUGUCUGUCUGCGGGCACUACCGCUCUUGAUGGCGGUGGAAGCAUCAGCAACAAUUAUCAUCAUCAGUGUUUCUAUCGUCAUCCCCAACAACAGCAACAGCAACAACAACAGCAGAAAAAACAAGAACAGCAUGAAUAGCAACAACAACCGGACGACAUCCCUCGUCAAAUCACGUGACCUCAACGAGCCUUCAUCAACCAUACCACGUGGCCCCGGCGUCUCUUGCACAAGUGGGACGCGUCUCAAACGAGCCAGCGUCGCCUUCGCUCUGAAGAUCUCACCUUAUUGUCGCUAUUCCAGCAGCCCCCUGGAAGCAUCGCAGAUUUGAUGGUUUUUAUUAGAAUCACCAGACAAACAUCAGUUUUGGAGUCUCGUAAAAAAAUUUUUAAAAAUAAAUAAAAAAUUGUUCUUUACGAUGAAAGUUGUCGCAAUCAAUCCGAGUCGAAGUCUUUGAAAAACAUGAACAAAUCACCGAGUACCAGAACUGAUGUUUAGAGCAAAAAUCUCACUGAAGCUGGCAGGUUCUCAGCUUUCCUCGACUUUAAAAACGUUUCCAUGAUGAUGCGUCUCGAUUUGCAGCCUCAAUAAAAGUUCUCGCGAGUUCUUUGGAAAGCCAAGACCCAUGUCAUGACUCCUGUAACCUUAUAAUAAUAAUAAUAAUACUAAUAAUAAUAAUAAUAGCUCUUGGAUUCUUCUAAGCUAAAGACAUAAGCCAAGUUUUCUUAUGCUCACCAUGUCGAACUUUCGAAGUUUACGGCUCUUUCGAGUCUUGACUCGCAUAUUUUCCUUCCUUCUGGUUCUUUCCUUCCACGUCGCAAGACUUAAAACUUUCAACCGCAGAUAAAUCCAAACAUGGAAGAUGGAAAGAAGCCACAAUGACGAAUACAGAAAGGUCAGACGAAAGAGAGAUUGGCUCCGAUCAGUAGGGUAUGAAAGCCAAAGAUGUGCAUUUACGGGUUGUUUCAUAAUACAAGAUUCAUUGGACAUUUUUCCCUUUUCUUGCGGUCGCUCUUUCGUUUGGAAUUCACCAGUCGCAGUCACGCCUCAGGAUAUAUUAUGAGUUCGUCAGUAACGGUUAAUACUAGAGUAGAUUCACAUCAAGCGUGCAUUUGAUGUCUAGGCCAGUCCCUUACGACGCUCCUGAUUGGCUGUUGAUAAGCCAAUCACACGGAAGGAAACUUUGUCUCUCGAGAGAGUUCACAUAGGCAGGAUGUAUGUCCCAUCUCUCCAGAGGGAUAUUUUUGAAAGACGUAUCCCCCAGGAGAGGUGGAAGAACAUAGAUCCUACCCAUGUGAACUCUCGAGAGAGACAGAGCUUCCAGCCCUGUGAUUGGCUUAUCAACAGCCAAUCAGAAGCGUCGUAAGGGACUGGCCUAGACAUCAAAUGCACGGCUGAUGUGAAUCUACUAUAGUUAAGUCACUCGUAAGCUUGCGUUCCAGAGACAUGUGCUUUAACUUACCGCUAGACCUAUAAAAAGAAAAUAACACUUUUCAGCGAUGUGGACUAACAGAUACUAACCCACAAAUAUUAACCCUUGAGGAACGUCACGAAACAUUUUGUUAAUUGUAACAAAACGAACGAUUCGUAGGGUCUCAACUCUUGCAAGUUGCGUUUUUUUUUUUUUUUUUCCACAACAACUCGUUCAGGAACACGAACGGACGCAUCCUCUGCUCUAGAGUGAGUCGUCCAGCCCGCAUUUCUUUCCAUUCAGAAACUGAGUCAUCCCUCGUAUGUUGCAGAAAGACUUUUAUUGAGAGAGAGAGAGAGAGAGACUGACUUGCAUGUGUACACACACACACACACACACACACACACACUUAAUAAAACAUAAUAUUCAUAUUCCUGUUUGAAAGUGUAGGCAACCAAACUCCAUACGCUGGAGAAUAGCUACGGAAUAACUAACCCACAUGACAUAUAUACGUAUGCAUGUAUGAAUGUUUGCAUGAAUGAUGUAUGCAUCCACGUAAGCAACACAUAGACACAAAAUUACCUCAUAAUCAAAAAUUAUUGCAGGUAAAAAAAAAAUGAAGUCAAUACUCACAGAGUAAGUUCUACCCAACAGCCUGAGGGAGGGAAUUCCCUCCGUUUUUUUUGGUCGCCCUAAAUCGAGGAUUUCAAAAACCUCGGAAGAUGGAAAGAACCUUCGUCACCCACAAUUCUUUAGCGGUAACGAACAAGAAGUGUUGAUCGCGAGACGUUUUGAGAUAAUGACAAACAUUUGCUCAUUUAAUGACAGGUUAAGUGGGAAGGAGGUUAGAGAGCACUGUUUUCUUUUUUCUUUGUCAGUUUAGAGAGAAGAAGCAGCGUCAUUCUGUGAAGUGGACUUUUCCUUUUUAAGUGUUUUGACUUUUGGAUUCCCAGACGUGGGACAACUUUUUCCUUUGGUGCAGUUGUGUUCGUGAAUAGUAUCUCAUAAUGGGAGAUUUUUUUCUUUAAUAAUGUUCAUAAUGGGAGAUUUUUGUAUCCUGAAAGAGGAUAAGUUUGGGUAUUUAAAAUAUGGAAGUAUUUUUUUUUUUAAUUCUUAAUACCUGCGUAGCACGGCGCCACGAUCAUGAAUUCGUUUCGUCCUCCUUUUCAAUAAUCCUAAUUAUUCCUGCUCUACAGACUUCUAAAGAAUUCUAACUUUGGACUCCAGCGCUUCGUCUUUUGCAGUCCUAAUCACAAGCCACCAGAAGUCAUAUACUGCCAAAGCUCCCGGCGUUAAAUAAGGAACUUUUCAGACUUGUACUUCAAUCGCGUGAUCCGUAGCACUCUUUUCGCGCGUUCCCAACUCGACAUAACAGCGCAGACGAUGCUAAACUAACUAUAGUAGAUUCACAUCAACCGUGCAUGUGAUGCCUAGGCCAGUCCCUUGCGACGCUCCUGAUUGGCUGUUGAUAAGCCAAUAACAGGGCUGGAAACGCUCAGCCUCCCUCGAGAGUUCACUGGUAGGAUCUGUGUUCCACCCCUCCUGAGGGAUAAGCCUUUCAAAAGUAUCCCUCAGGAGAGGUGUACACAUUCAUCCUGCCUAUGUGAACUCUCGAGAGAGACUGAGAUUUUCCAGCCCGGUGAUUGGCUUAUCAACAGCCAAUCAGGAGCGUCGUUAGGGACGGGCCUAGACAUCACAUGCACGGUUGAUGUGAAUCUACUAUAGCAGCUGCUGUGUUGACACGAGAUAUAACAUACUGCCCCAAGAAAUUCCAGACGUUUGUAGCCCAGACACAGCCACAAAUAAUCUUUUACAAUGACAACUGACGUUCAAAUGACCGACAUCUGUGACUCCCAACCGCGAUUACACGAUCCAGGUGGGAAUCGUCUCUAUUCCCGAAUUCGAGAGACGACUCAAUAAGCGUUGGAGAACUCCCACUGACUCUUCUCGCCAUCGGGUCGGAUUCGUGACAUCUGCACGAAUCACGAAAUGUUGUUUUAAGAUGGUGAAUAAAAGGAGUUAAAAGGAAAAAAAAAAGGACGCGAAUCAAAAGCGGUGAUCGUGAUUCAGAGGAUAGAAAGAUGGAAUCGCCCGCUCAAGUCUCAUAGAAAUAAGCGAGAAGUUGCAAUAUGCAGGAUGCUUUUCCCAUUUCUUUGCGAAGGACUUUGCAAGAUGGAAUCCGCUGUGGUAUCACGCUUAAACACUUAUUCCAGUUCGCCUCAUGAAUCUACUACCAUUUUUUCUCGGUCCGUCUUGUUUUUCGUCUCUUGGUCGUCAAUGCAGUUAAAGUCGUACCACAGUGCUAGUUGUCCUUGUCUGUGACGUAGAGUAUAUUUAAGCACACCUCCAGAGGCCUGUAGAACGCAACAUUAUCAAUAAUAUAAUCGCUUGACAACUUCGAACAAAAUUCAUUGUAUCUUCCGCAUGAACAUAUUUUUGUUCACCCAAAUAACAUUCAAGUCUAUAUUUCUUCUAUAUCUGCCUCGCUUGACGUCUAUAUAGCCAUGUUUAUUUUUCUCUCUCACGGGGAGUGCUCAAAUGUAUCCUCUAUAUGCUGAUUAUAAAGAAUUAAGAUAAUGGUGAUUAUGAAUCAAAGUGAGACCGCUGGGCGUGACACGAAGGUUUUUUUGAAAUAUCACAACUCGUAUUAUUUCUUUGAUAUGCCUUAGGCAAAUAGGAAAAAAUAUCAGAGAUUUAAUCGGCUACUCCUUAGUGUCUUUGAAGUUUGUUUAUUCCUGUUAUCAAGGCUUAUAAAAGCCAUUUGAAUAUAUAAAACAAAUAAAUCAUUCUCUGAUUUAUUAAACGCAUUUUGACGAUAGAAUUAAUUACUCGGCAUCUAGGGGUUAAAACGUCAUUCUAGGAUGUUUGAACAGAACUGUUGAAGAAUUCUAGACACUAAAACAACGUUCAUUUGAUCGAAUUAACUUGCAGACUCGAUCAGACUUCGUUCGCAAGCGAUAUGUUGAGCACCCUCAGUGGAGUGAUCGGUAUGGUCUUGGCCUGCCACCUCGGUGGCCGCGAGUUCAAUUCUCGGGCAUUCCAUUGCGGUGUUAGAGAUGUGUAUUUCUGGUGAUAGAAGUUCACUCUCGACGUGGUUCAGAAGUCACGUAAAGCCGUUGGUCCCGUUGCUGAAUAACCACUGGUUCCAUUCAACGUAAAAACACCAUACAAACUAUAUUCUAAUUCAGUUUAUCAUAAUGAAAACUCCUUUUCGUCACUUCAGUGGUCCGUGAACUAACCCUAUCAUAAACUAUGGUAAUGAUUAAUGUACAUAUGCAUUUGUAAUAACCACAAUGGCCUCUUUUUCAAGUUCUCGAGUUUCAAACCAUCUCAGCUCAUCCAAAAAGAGUGAAGAAAUGGGGAGGUUGAAGGAGGUCUUUGUUGGCUGUUACAAACACAUACUCUACAUCUGCUAAAAGUGACCAGUAGAUUCUAUAUAUGUAUACACAUAUAAAUAUAAAAUACAUAAUUUCAUUCACGUUUUUUUUUAUUAUGGUUAAUAUAUAUAAAUAUAUGCUGCAAAGUGCCCCGCGUCAGAAACUUGUGAUAAUAUAACUCGCAUGCGUUUAAAAGUGAAAAAAAAUAAAAGCUUUGUUAUUUUUUUCUCUCUCUCUCUCUCUCUCUCUCUCUCUCUCUCUCUCUCUCUCUCUCUCUCUCUCUCUCUCUCUCUCUCUCUCUCUUUUACGCCUAAUCUCUUGGAAGGUAGAUGAUCGGCUAUGAGUGUACCUACUUCGAAUAGGCCUAUUUGUAAGAAGGAAAACUUGACAUGCAAUAAUAGGCAGAUGUUGCAAAAAUCGAUUUUUAUGUUAAUAUAUAUAUAUAUAUAUUUUUAGUUCACGACAAUCGCAUAAUAUGUCCUUAUAUCUAAGCAUGGCGUUUAGUUUUGUGAACUACGACACAUUUAGAUUUUGUGCGUGCUAAUCAUAAAUGAUAAGAUUUUGCAAACGUGUAAGACUUGAGCCAUUUGAAAUAUUUUGCAUCAGAUUUUACAGUCAAGUCUAUUGCAUAUUUUUGUAAAUUACCACUUAAGCGUUCUUUUGAAUUAGACCCUGUGCAUUCUUUAACUCUUAAAAGGAAAAAAUACCAAUUUAGCUUAGGAAUAUCAGGUUUAAUCAACACAUAAAAAAAAAAAGCAUUUCUGAUCAAAUAGCCUCUCUUCUAUUUAGACAAAUUGACUGCUGAGCUAAAGCUUUUAUUUAUAGCAGACGCUUAUUAUUAUAAUGCUGUAUUAGUAUAAUCUGUGACGAACAAAGAAUAAUCAUAUGCUAAUGAAUUCCAGGAUGAAAGAUAAUUCAUUAUAUGCUUGCUCAGUGCAGUAGCUUUUUAUGAUAUAUACAAGCACAGUAUUGGCUACAGAAUGUGAAAUUAAAUCCUUUUGUUGGAGGUAGAUCAUUUAUUGAUGGGAAAUAUGAGUAAAUCACUGGUUUAAUGUGUAUAAGUAAAUCAUUUAUUGAUAAAGUUAAUCAUUUAUCGAAGGAAAGUAUAAGUACAUCACUUGAUUUAAUGUGUAAUAGUAAAUCAUUUAUUGAUAAAGUAACCCAGUUAUUUGGGUAAUGUAUGAGUACAUCAUUUAUUGAUAAAGUUAAUCAUUUAUUGAUGGAAAGUAUAAGUAAAUAAUUUUUUUUAUAAAAUAAAUCAUUUAUUGAUGUAAUGUGUGAGUACAUCAUUGCUGAUAAAGUAAAUUUAUAAACAUGAGUAAAUCAUUUGUUGACAAAGUAACCAAUUUACUGGUGUAAUGUAUGAGUAAGUCAUUUGUUGGUUAAGUAAAUCAUUUAUUGAUAUACUUAAUGUAUUAAGUAAAUCAUUCAUUGCCGUCAUGAUUUGCUGAAGCUGAAGAGGAGGAGGAGAAGGAGAAGGAGUCUAAGCAGUGAGUGUUCGCAAAUGAUUUUCAGUCUUGUUCACUUAUCGUUUAUACAUUUUUAAAAGCAUCCCACCGCUUACACCAGAUAGCCAAGCCUACUGCGGAAGUUAAAAAAAAAAAAAAGGAGUUUUAAAUUUGCCAGAAAGUAAUUGAAAAAUGUUAAGCUGCUUUCUUUCUUUCGCCCUUUGCUUUGGUAAGUUUUAUUCAAGUACAGGAUGUCCACAAAGUCCCAGCACCAUUCUGAGCAAUAAAUGCUUGUAAUGGUACUGGGACUUUAUGGACACCCUGUAUUAGCUACGGUCAUGUCAUACUCAUUGGUUGCACAUUUCCUUUCGAGCAAAAGCACGAUCAAGCAAUGCUCAUAAUAGCAUGAGUCUUGAAAUGGAACAAGAUAUCCACUGGUAUGUUUGGAUACAAAUAUUUAAAGAUAAAUCUCUACAGGUUCGUUUUUAAAUGUAUUCUACAUAACUGUGGAUCUGUAACUCCAACAUUCACGAUUAUGAGACGAAUAGAAGUUUGAGUCAGUUUUUUUUUUUUUCAAUUGACCUUUUUUUUUUUAACCAAACCUCACGAUUAUGUGACGAAUAGAAGUUUUUUUUUCAAAAUUCACGAUUAUGUGACUUUUUUUUUUUUUUUUCAUUUUUAAAGGUGUCAAAGAGUCUUUAUUGUUUGGCCCUUGGUGAAUCCACGACUCCAUUCCGAUGCUUCUUAUUCAUGAACCCCCCGGGCUAUGGUGGAAACUUUUGGGUGUUUUGGUUCGAGUACAAACUUCUAUUUAAGAUUUACCCGUUGUCUCUGGUGUUCAUACUUCGUAAAAUCGACUCUUCAAAAAAAAAAAAAAAAAAAAAAGGCUGCUGGCGUUUUCAUACCUUUCUUCGAACUUUCGAUCAAACGAUAAAAAACAGAAAAAACUUUUAAUCAAACCUUUCCUUUCCAUAUUGAUGCACGUAUUCAGGUAUAUUCCCUUUUGUCGAAUGUUAUUGAUAACACAGUUAUCUACCACAGUCAUUCCGAAGCUUGAUCUGACUUGUAUCACUGUACAUAUAUAUUAUAUAUCAAUGUGUUCACGAUCCGUUUCAGAAAGAGGUUGUUUUAAUGCUUCAACGCCUUGUCCUAGAUCAAUCAACAGCUCGUAGUGUUGUCUUGCUAAAAUAAAAACAUAAAAAUAAAUAGAAAAAAAGGGUUUUAGCUAUUACUGCUCGCUCUCUCUCUCUCUCUCUCUAUUCAGGCCACAAAGAGAUGUUUAUAUUUUCCACCCCACAGUUGUAGGAGAAUGGCCCUUUCCACUCCACCUGCCCCCCCCCCCCAAAGCCCCCCCCCCCCCCCCCCGCCCCCCCCCCCCCCCCCCCCCCCACGUCCCCUCUAAUCGGAAGAAUGACGACCCGUUUUAUUCGGUUAUUAUCGAGGACAAUCCGUUGCGAUCGGCGAGCAAUCCUUUGGUCCCUCACCCCAACCCCCGAAAGCACAUAAGGUCCCGUCUUUUGUUAUGGCAGCCACGGGAGGAAGUAGAAGUAGGCCUCACCCUCUCGGUUGGGUUAGGCACACUUGGCCACUCCAUCUAUUAGUAGACUUCUCUAUGUGCUUCAUACUAUUUUUUUUCCAUUAUUUCAAUCUGUUUUGUAUGAAUUUUAACGAGCGUCAAUACUGCCAUGACAGAACGCGCCUCUGAAGUCCAGUUAAGAGUUGGUUGCAUGGCGACCAACGCGGAUUAUGAUAAUCAAGUUUAAUCUUUGGUUCCGUGAAAACCGCCAGAAGGGUCCCUUAGUGAAAUCAUUCGACAAAGUCUAUGAAUAUGUUUAGCGUACUUCAUAUUCUCUCAAGAAUAUCCUCCCCUGGCACACCUGGGCCACACACGGCGAAGGUGUACUUUGUGGCGAAGUACCUUCCAGGAAAAGGAGAAACCUGAUGUUUGUUAAUAUUUGUUGUCAAGACAUAAUAAUGAUAAUUAUAAUAAUGAUAAUGCUAAUUUGUAAGAGUUCCUUUGUGAGAAUCUGAACUGAUCAAAAAAACGAUAUUUUUCAUACUUUUCAAAUGUUCUUUUUUGUACUUCUUUUUUUAUUUUUUCUUUACGCGUAAUAUGUAGUGAGAGGAGUUUUGUGUUAGAAGAGAAGAGUUUGCUUGAAAUAAUAAAUAUGAUAAUGGGAACACUUUUUAGUCAUAAAAAUAUACAAAAGAAGACAAAAAAAAUAAUAAUGAUAAUGGCAUAAAGUGUAUAUUCAUUCUUUUCGAACAAUACAACUCUCAAGUAUUAUAUAUAUUAUUAUACCCCCAAAUGAUUUCAUAUUUGUUAUAAACUAGGUCCAUACUUUGACAGGCUUUUGCAUGUAUAUAAUAUAAAUAAUAUAUAUCGUUAAACAGAAUGUCUACAGCUCUGUUUUACAUUGAUUUAUAAAGCAUUGUGUAAAAAUAAUAAAAAAAAAACUCAUUACGUUUUUGUAUAGGAUACUCAGAACACUUUAAGCCCUUGUGUGUUUUUUCUGACCUUUUGCUGUUAUUCAAAACAGUGGUAUGAGUGAGAAGAUAUUAUAAGUCUGUCUUUUCUCUCUCUCUCUCUCUCUCUCUCUCUCUCUCUCUCUCUCUCUCUCUCUCUCUCUCUCUCUCUCUCUCUGAAUGCUUUUUAUUUUUUACUGGUGGUUUCCUGUUAUCAUACUCUCUCUCUCUCUCUCUCUCUCUCUCUCUCUCUCUCUCUCUCUCUCUCUCUCUCUCUCUCUCUUUUCAAAGAAAAAGCAAAACCUCAUAUAUGUCUCUGUUCAUCUCUGCCCAUUCUCCCAGUCUUUAGUAAUUAAGGAACUUUUUCAAUAUUUUCAAAAUAAUGUCUACUUUUUAUAUUCAUACUUGUGCAAUAAUUUGUUACCAGACCUAUGCACCGUGUGUUGUGAGAACUGUCGAUAUGUUAGCGACAAUUCCCCACUUAUUAGGAAGGGCUAACUGUCGCUCCGCCAGCGCCAAUUCCUCUCCUAUUAGAGGCGGAAACUGUCGCUCUACUAGCGGCAAUUCCUCUCUUAUUAGAGGAGGAAAUUGUCGCUCCGCUAGCGGCAAUUCCUCUCCUUCUAGGUGGGGGAAACUUGUCGCUCCGCUAGCGCCAAUUCCUCUCCUGUUAGAGGGGAGCUUUUGGUAGCCUCAUUCAUUUUCUGCUAGGGAGAGAAACACUACAUGUUGUUUUUUCAUGGAAUCUCCAGCCUUAAGGCGUCUGCGAAUUAGGCUCACUGUUCCCUGCAAGUGUCUUUGUGUAGCCUAACGAGAAGAAACAAAUAAUAAUAAUAAUAAGAAGUUGUUUUUGUGUCAGCCGCUGGGAAGUAGAGACGCAAAUGUUUAAGUUUUGUUUCGGAAUUUGCAGUAGCCCGUAUAGUUAACUAUUCUAGCGACAGCUUGUAUGACAAGUAUUACUACUACCACUACUACUAAAUGAGUAUUUAAGUGACAGCAUUUCCGGUUGUCUAGAGCGCUCUCUCUCUCUCUCUCUCUCUCUCUCUCUCUCAUUGUACAUCUCUUGCAAGUAGCCAGAGCCUGCAUUCUCCACCCCCUAAGGCUGGUCCGUUCCCGUCUCUAUGUUACUAAUUACCAGACGAUGCUAAACCUCCCUUAAACAACCCUUCGAGAGAAUGAAAAAGAAGCCAUUAAACCUAACCAAGUCUGCAUUUAAAUAUGACUAACCCAAAAUGAUGAUAAAAGAAGAAAAAAAAAAGACUGUUCAUUGUUGUCCGUUAAAUAAUUCUAUAGUUUUUGAAACACGACCUUUCACCAGAGGGUUAAAUAACACUUGAAUAUUUCACUUCCAACCCUUAAAUCUCACCAGAUAAUUCAUUUUCUUGUACAUUGUAAAGUUGGUUUCACCUUUGUAUAUAUAGUAUAUACUGUUCAAAUGUCCUUUUAUUUUUUAUUCUGUUCAUUUCACUAUUUAAACAUGAGACUCCGAGGGUCUGAGAUGUAGAAGUAACGAAGACAAAUUUGUAAGGAACGAAUAAAGCUUACUGCAAAUGUCUCACUGCCCACUGACAAUCCUUCGGUAGUUUUUUCCCCAAGAUAUGAAGUUCGUAACGUCACGUCACAGGAACUGGAACCUCGUGACUCAUCUCAAACAGUUGCAUCAUCACUGGGAAGACCAACAACUGCAAAGGACAGUUCAGGAACGGAGGAAAAUGAUAAUACGAACCUAUUUAAGUGUAAAGGUAUCCCAGAAGAAGUGUUUGAAUGUCACGUAUAAAGAGAAACACCUGAAAGGUGUCUUUGUUGAUACCAUUUCCUUCUCGUCUUUUCUUACGGGUGUUGGGGAUCACUCACGAGUGAUGUCACUCAGGGUCCCUCCCCUCCAUUUAAAGCCCUCCCCCCCACCCCACCACACAUUCAAAUUCUCGCACCAUUUUAAAAAUAUCUAACGCGAAGAGAUACGUGUAUAUGUAUACACAUAUACACAAUUAUUUCAAUGUGGUGGCAAUUACAAAAAUAACUUUCAUUAACCAUUAUCAUGUUUUAAUCUAAAAGAAAAAAAAGAAGCACACUCACAUCCCGAAACAUUGGAUUUCCCAUAAAUUUAAAUUGCAUUUGAACCUUAAAGAAAUAAAACUAAGAAUUUAAAGAAGGGUUUCUAAAUGGAGGUUUGGCAACGGUCUCGUAGUUUCUUCUUUAAAAAAAACGCCACCUGUUCUAGACAGUCCAAUAAACAGGUAGAUUAGAAGGAAAACCCGUUGUUUAUUAUAAUAUUCAUGUUGUAAA
This is a messenger RNA of Macrobrachium nipponense, 12915 nucleotides long. Its product is annotated as frequenin-1. Gene Ontology annotation, molecular function: calcium sensitive guanylate cyclase activator activity; calcium ion binding. The transcript has 8 exons. Bases 1000 to 1563 code for a protein of 187 amino acids. The record is from RefSeq and is a predicted model, not a curated record. Lineage: Eukaryota; Metazoa; Arthropoda; Malacostraca; Decapoda; Palaemonidae.